This is a messenger RNA of Chrysoperla carnea, 1410 nucleotides long. RefSeq names its product dipeptidase 1-like. The coding region runs from base 32 to 1282 and encodes 416 amino acids. The transcript is spliced from 2 exons. NCBI's taxonomy places the organism in Eukaryota, Metazoa, Arthropoda, Insecta, Neuroptera, Chrysopidae. Gene Ontology annotation, biological process: proteolysis. The record is from RefSeq and is a predicted model, not a curated record. Gene Ontology annotation, molecular function: metallodipeptidase activity.
UGUACACAACGCCCAACAUAAACAAUUGUGAAUGCAACAAUGUAGUGAAAAAAAUAUUAAAAACAAGAAAAGUAAAAAGAAAACCAAUUUUAAAAUGGCAAACGAACGAUUUGAUUAUUUAGAUGCCGUUGAAGGGAAUACAAUGUUUGAAUUAACAGAAAUAACACAAAAGUAUACACUGGAAGAAACAACAAAAUUACCAAAUGGUAACGCAAUAAUACAUCGUGAUCGUUUAAAUGAUAAAUUACCUGAUCCACCAUCGCGCGUUGAGAAUUCAGGACGCAAACGUCUUUUAACAAUGUUAUUCAUUUUAUUAAUAUUUGGUUUAAUGUCAGGACUAGCGGUACCGUUAGGUUUACAAUUACGCUCUUCAUCUUUGUUAGAAGCGCGUUUAGCAUUUGUACGACGUAUUUUAUUUGAAGCACCUUUAAUUCAAGGCGCUGGAGGUAAUGCAAGUUCACUUGCAGCCGCUCGAUUAGCAACGGUUACUGUACCAUGUGGGGCACAAUAUUUAGAUGCUGUACAAUUAGUUUUAGAAGAAUUAGAUGUCGUACAACGAGCCGACGAGCAAGUUCUUUUGUCUAGUAGUGAAUUAAUACCAGGAGAACCCGCUGUAUUUUUAGGUGUAUUGGGUGGACAUGCAAUAGGUGAUAGUUUAGGUGUUUUACGUAGUUUACAUUCGUUAGGCGUUCGAUUUUUAGCACCCAUGUAUGGUUGUAAUACAGCUUGGGCUAACGGGCAAAUUGCACCGAGUUUAAGUGAAUUUGGUGAAUUUAUGAUACGGGAAAUGAAUCGACUUGGAAUAAUUAUUGACUUAACAGGUGCUGAUGAACAGACAGCUUUAGACAUUUUGGAAACAUCGAACACACCAGUAAUUUUCAGUGAAGCAGGUGUUGCUGCCUUAUGUAAUAGUUCAAUCAGUGUAUCAGAUUUGGUAUUAUCCCGUUUGGCAAGUAACGGUGGUGUAGUUUUAAUAGCUUUGGAACAAUGUGGUGAAACCGAUGUCGAUAAAAUUAUUGCACACAUUGAUCGUAUCCGUGCAAUAUCAGGGCUAGCACAUGUGGGAUUAGCUGCUGGUGGGGAUCCUGCAAUGUUAUUGGCUGAAUUAGUACGAGAUCGCCAUUGGGGUACAGCUGCCGUUAAACAAUUAGUCGGCGGUAACAUGUUACGUGUAAUGUUAGAAGUGGAAGCACAUGCUAAACCGUAUUCAACACCUUAUGAAGAUUGGGUGCCGUUAGAUGAAUUGGAUGGGAAUACAUAUUGCAGAUAUCCAGGAAUAUAAUAUGAAAUUUUAAGUUUAAAUUUUGGAUAUCUUCUUCCUCACUAAAAUAUUUAUGUGGAAUAUUAUAGAAACUCUCAGCAUUCCACUGUUUACAAAAUUUGUUAAAGACUUAGACCGAAAUAAUUAUA